Messenger RNA from Esox lucius (northern pike), 8118 nucleotides. Its product is annotated as Down syndrome cell adhesion molecule-like protein 1 homolog. NCBI's taxonomy places the organism in Eukaryota, Metazoa, Chordata, Actinopteri, Esociformes, Esocidae. The coding region runs from base 84 to 6626 and encodes 2180 amino acids. The transcript is spliced from 34 exons. The record is from RefSeq and is a predicted model, not a curated record. Gene Ontology annotation, cellular component: axon; plasma membrane. Gene Ontology annotation, molecular function: cell-cell adhesion mediator activity. Gene Ontology annotation, biological process: dendrite self-avoidance; axon guidance; homophilic cell-cell adhesion.
GUGUGGUCCUCGUACAGUAGACGCGCUGCCUUACCACUCCAUCACGGCGCAUCAUUAGAAUAGCGGGGGAGUCGCCCUCUCGGAUGACAGUCCCGGCUAGGGGAGGGUACGGAAGGCGGGACCAGAUCCGUGUCCGUUCCUCGGCGCUGGCGAGUCUGGGACUAGGGCUAAAGAGAUCGCCGGGGAGCAUCGUCACCACUCCAGCACGGAGCCUCGCCUGGCCAAACGCUGCGCCGUGCACUCGUCCGGAUUGCACAACAUUCCUGAGACAUAUACCUGCUAUUUAUGGCAUGUGGGUGGUAACUUUAUUCCUGCUGUAUUCUUUACAAGAAGUGAACAGUGAGGAUGUGGUCUCGACGCGGCUGUACUUUGUGAACGCCUCCCUUCAGCGGGUGACCUUCUCCAGCUCCGUGGGGGUGUCCCUGCCCUGCCCAGCGGGCGGUGCCCCCCACGCCGUCCUGCGCUGGUACCUGGCCACCGGCGACGACAUCUACGACGUGCCCCACAUCCGCCACGUGCACGCCAACGGCACCCUCCAGCUCUACCCCUUCUCACCCUCCGCCUUCAACAGCUACAUCCACGACAACGACUACUUCUGCACGGCGGAGAACCAGGCCGGCAAGAUCCGCAGCCCGAGCAUCCGGGUCAAAGCAGUGUUCAGGGAGCCCUACACGGUGCGCGUGGCGGACCAGCGCUCCAUGCGGGGCAACGUGGCCGUGUUCAAGUGCCUCAUCCCGCCUGCCGUCCAGGAGUACGUCAGCGUUGUGUCUUGGGAUAAAGACACUGUGUCCAUCAUUCCAGGCAAUCGUUUCUUCCUGACGUCGUUCGGGGCCCUGUACAUCUCGGAGGUCCAGAAGGAGGACGCCCUCUCUACCUAUCGCUGCAUCACCAAGCACAAGUACAGCGGGGAGACGCGGCAGAGCAACGGAGCCCGGCUCUCCGUCACGGACCCCACGGAGUCCAUCCCCUCGGUGUUGGAUAGCUUCCAGUCGGGGGAGGUGCAGGUGGGGCAUGACGUGGAGCUGCCCUGCAUCGCCUCCGGGUACCCGAACCCCACCAUCCGCUGGCUGAAGGAUGGACGCCCGCUGCCCGGCGACUCCCGCUGGACGCGUCGUCUCACGGGCCUGACGGUCAGCGACAUGCGCCUGGACGACAGCGGGAACUACAUCUGCGAGGUGACCAACAGCUUUGGCUCCAAGGAGGUGACGGGCCAUCUCAAUGUCAUCGAGCCAUUGAGAGUGACUCUGUCUCCGAAGAAUUUGAAGACGGGCAUCAGCAGUACAGUGAUUCUGUCGUGUGCUGUGCAGGGUUCUCCCCACUUCACUGUGUCCUGGUACCGCAACACAGAACCUGUCCUCCCAGACCAGCACUUUUCCAUCCAGGGGGCCCAUAACGAGACCCUGUUCAUCUCCGCCGCCCAGAAGAGACACUCAGGGGCCUAUCAGUGCUUCGCCACACGCAAGGGCCAGACCGCCCAGGACUUCUCCAUUAUACUUCUGGAGGACGGAACGCCCCGAAUCGUGUCCUCCUUCAGUGAGCGUGUGGUGGUCCCGGGGGAGCCCUUCUCCCUCAUGUGUGCGGCCAAAGGCGCCCCUCCUCCCACCAUCACCUGGACCCUGGACGACGAGGCGGUGGCCAGGGACCUGUCCCGGGUCAGGACCAGCCAGUACACGCUGUCCGACGGCUCCACUGUGUCCCAUGUCAAUGUCAGCAGCCCGGAGAUUCGUGACGGAGGGGUGUAUCGCUGCGCCGCACGCAACUCGGCCGGUAGCGCCGAGUACCAAGCGCGCAUAAACGUAAGAGGUUCUCCCAGGAUCAGAGAUAUGCGUAAUAUCACGGCGGUGGCUGGAAGGAACACCUUUAUAAACUGCCGUGUGAUUGGUUAUCCGUACUACUCAAUCAAGUGGUACAAGGAGGGGCUUCUACUGCCCGACAACCAUCGUCAGGUGGUGUACGAGAAUGGCACUCUGAAACUAAGUGACGUCCAGAAGGGCAUGGAUGAAGGGGCGUACCUCUGCAGUGUGCUCAUCCAACCACAGAUCUUCAUCAGCCAGACCGUCUAUGUCACCGUCAAAGUGCCUCCUCUCAUCCAGCCCUUUGACUUCCCCCCCACCUCAAUUGGGAAGCUCAUGUACAUUGCCUGUGUGGUGUCCUCUGGCGACAUGCCCAUCCGCAUCACCUGGCGUAAGGACGGCCAGGAGAUCGUGCCGUCGUCCGGCGUCAACAUCGAGACCAAGGAGUACAUGAGCUCCCUGCAGAUCGGCAAGGUGUCACUGAAACAUAAUGGAAACUACACCUGCAUUGCAAGCAACGAUGCUGCCACUGUCAGCUCUGAGAGACAGCUUACUGUCACUGUACCUCCUCAGUUUGUGGUCCAGCCCAACAACCAAGACGGGAUCUAUGGCAAGGCAGGGGUCCUCAACUGCUCCGUGGAUGGAUACCCUCCUCCAAGAGUCAUGUGGAAACAUGCCAAAGGUAUAGGGAACCCCCAGCAGUACCACCCAGUGCCUCUGACUGGUCGGAUCCAGAUAAUGGGGAAUGGCUCGCUGCUCAUUCGCCACGUCCUGGAGGAGGAUCGAGGGUACUACCUCUGUCAGGCGUCCAACGGCGUGGGCUCCGACAUCAGCAAGAGCAUGGUCCUGACAGUCAAAAUCCCAGCUAUGAUCACAUCACACCCCAACACCACCAUGGCCAUUAAGGGUCAGAUUAAGGAGUUGAACUGCACAGCGAGAGGGGAGUGGCCAAUAAUCAUCCGCUGGGAGCGGGGUGACACAGUCAUUGACCCCGACCGCAACCCUCGCUACUCCAUCACCACCAGCCCCAACGAGAAGAAUGAUGAAGUGCUGUCUACGCUCAAGCUGAAGCCAGCAGAGCGUGGUGACUCAGUGUUCUUCUCCUGCCAUGCCAUCAACUCUUAUGGAGAGGGCCGGGGCCUCAUUCAGCUCACUGUGCAAGAGCCCCCUGACCCUCCAGAGUUGGAGGUGAGAGAGGUGAAGGACCGCAGUAUGAACCUGCGCUGGACCCAGAGAUUCGACGGCAACAGCAUCAUCACCAGCUACGACAUCGAGUAUAAGAACAAAACAGAUCCCUGGGAGCUGAAACAUGCCACUCGUAAGAUCUCGCCCACCAACAACCAGGCCAACAUCGUGGACCUGCACCCGGCCUGCGUCUACAGCAUCCGCAUGUACUCAUACAACAAGAUUGGACGUAGCCAGGCCAGCAAAGAGCUCACCAUCAGCACAGAGGAAGCACAACCCGACGGACCUCCUAUGGAAGUGACUCUUCAGCCGAUGACGUCACAGAGCAUCCGGGUUACCUGGAAGGCCCCCAGGAAGGAACUUCAGAACGGAGUGAUCCGGGGGUACCAGAUUGGCUACCGUGAGAAUGGGCCGGGCAGUAGUGGCCAGUACAGCAUCGUAGAGAUGAAGGCCACAGGGGACAGUGAGGUAUACACCCUGGACAACCUGAAGAAGUUUGCCCAGUAUGGAGUGGUGGUCCAGGCUUUCAACCGGGCCGGGACUGGGCCUUCUAGCUCUGAAAUCAACGCCACCACGCUGGAGGAUGUGCCCAGCCAGCCCCCACAGAACGUACGGGCCAUCUCGGUGACAUCAGACGAGGCGGUGAUCACGUGGGCGGAGCCCCCGCGCCUGACACUGCACGGUGUGCUGAAGGGCUACCGUGUGGUGUUCUGGUCGCUCUUCCCUGACGGAGGUGGGUGCUGUGGGGGCCCGGAAUACCCAGUCCCGCACGCACGCGCACAGGGCCCCGCACAGAAAUGGGGUGAGAUGCAGAACAUCACUACAGCUCGUGAGCAGGUGGAGCUGAGGGGUUUGGAAAAGUUUACCAACUACAGCGUCCAGGUGUUGGCCUACACCCAGGCUGGAGACGGGGUCCGGAGCAAUGUCCUGUACAUCCAGACACGCGAGGACUACCCUGGCCCCCCAGCUGGCAUCAAAGCAGUGCCUUCCUCCCCCAGUAGCGUGGUCGUUUCUUGGCUACCCCCACAAAAGCCCAAUGGAAUCAUCCGCAAGUACACCAUCUACUGCUCCAGCCCUGGGUCGGGCCAACCGGCCCCCAGCGAGUACGAGGCCAACCCGGAGCUGCUGUUCUACCGAAUCACCCAUCUGAACCGUGGACAGCAGUACCUCAUCUGGGCCGCCGCUGUCACCACCGCUGGGCGAGGCAACAUCAGCGACAAGGUCACUGUGGAGCCUGCUGCAAAGGCUCCAGCUAAGAUCCUAUCCUUUGGAGGCACUGUCAUCACUCCUUGGAUGAAGGAGGUUCGGCUACCCUGCAGCUCAGUGGGCGAACCCACUCCUACCAUCAAAUGGACCAAAGAAAGCGAUGACUCCGUCAUCCCAGUAUCUCUGGACGGUCAGAGGCUCAUCAUGGUCAAUGGCACCCUGGUCCUUCGUUCAGUGAAAGCGGAGGACUCUGGGUCCUACACAUGCACGGCAACCAACACGCUGGGUUUUGACACUAUCAUGGUCAACCUGAAGGUGCAAGUUCCUCCAGACCAGCCACGCCUGACCGUCUCCACCACCUCCACCUCCUCCAUCAUGUUGGCCUGGAUCCCUGGGGACAACGGAGGAUCUUCCAUCAGAGGUUUUGUUUUGCAGUACUCAGUGGACAACACAGAGGAGUGGAAAGACGUGUUCAUCAGUUCAAGCGAGAGGUCCUUCAAGCUGGACAACCUGCGCUGUGGUACCUGGUACAAGGUCAAACUGGCCGCCAAGAACAGCGUGGGAGCGGGACGCAUCAGUGAAAUCAUUGAGGCAAAGACCCACGGACGAGAGCCCCAGUUCAACAAGGACCAGCCAGUGUUCACCCACAUCAACUCCACCCACGCCAGGCUCAACCUGCAGGGGUGGGCCAGCGGCGGGUGCCCCAUAACGGCCGUGCUGCUGGAGUUCAGGCCCAAAGGGAACUGGGCGUGGCAGAACGUGCGCACCAACGCCACCUCUGACGUGUUCCUGGCCGAGCUCCGCGAGGCCACCUGGUACGAGCUGAAAAUGAAGGCCUGCAACAGCGCCGGCUGUGGGAACCAGAGUUCCCAGUUCGCCACGCUGGACUACGACGGCAGUACAAUCCCGCCCAUUAAGUCAGCGCGGCCUGAAGGGGAUGACGUUAAGAAGCUUUUCUCCAUUGGCAGCCCUGUCAUCCUGAUCAGCCUGGGCGUCGCCCUGCUCUUCAUCAUCCGCAAGAAACGCAAAGAGAAAAGACUUAAAAGACUAAGAGAUGCUAAAAGCCUAGCUGAGAUGCUGAUCAGCAGUAAGAACAACAGGAGCUUUGACACCCCAGUGAAGGGUCCUCCACAGGGCCCUCGGCUCCACAUCGACAUCCCCAGAGUUCAGCUGCUCAUCGAGGAUAAGGAGGGCAUCAAGCAGAUCGGUGAAGACAAGGCCACCAUCCCAGUGACAGACACCGAGUUCAGCCAGAACGUCAACCCACAGAGUUUCUGCACCGGUGUGUCCGUUCAUCACCCCGCGCUCAUACAGAACACGGGGCCACUGAUCGACAUGUCCGACAUCAGACCGGGAACCAACCCAGUGUCAAGGAAGGGCAUUAAGUCGUCGCACGGAACCAGGAACCGUUACUCCAGCCAGUGGACCCUGACCAAGUGCCAGUCGUCCACUCCUGCCCGGACCCUGACCUCCGACUGGCGGACAGUGGGCUCCCAGCAUGGCAUCACGGUCACGGAAAGCGACAGCUACAGCGCCAGUCUGUCACAGGACACUGAUAAAGGUCGUAACAGCAUGGUGUCCACAGAGAGCGCGUCGUCCACGUACGAGGAGCUGGCGCGGGCCUAUGAACACGCCAAGCUGGAGGAGCACCUACAGCACGCCAAGUUUGAGAUCACCGAGUGCUUCAUCUCCGACAGCUCCUCGGACCAGAUGACCACAGGCACCAACGACAAUGCCGACAGCAUGACCUCCAUGAGCACACCGUCUGAGACAGGACUGUGUCGUUUUACCGCCUCGCCGCCCAAACCCCAGGACUAUGACCGCGGAAAGAAUGUGGCAGUGCCCAUCCCUCACCGUGCCAACAAGAGCGAGUGGACAACCAAAAGUGAGUACUGUAACCUCCCCCUCUACAUGAAGACGGACCCCUUCUUCCGUAAGCAGUCGGAACUGCAUGACCCGUGCCCGGUGGUACCUCCCCGUGAAACCUCCAUCCGAAGCCUGGCCCAGCGGGCCUACCACACCCAGGGCCGCCACAUGACCCUGGAUUCCUCCAAACAGCAGCAGGCUCUGACUCUCGGCCACGCUGGCCUGGCCGGCAUCAGUGCCUCAGGGGGAGCAUCAGGGGGCGGCGGCAGCGGCGGCGGCGCCGUAGGAGGGUCAACAGGAGGAGCGUCUGGCGGUUCCAGCACCUCCUCCUUGCCUCAGAGGACUCUCGCCAUGCCCAGCUCCUCCUCCGCCCAGAGCGCCGGGGCCGCCGCCUCCGCAACCGCCGCUUCUGCCUCGUCCGGCGGCGGGGCGACCGGGGGGAACCAGAGCGGCACCGCCGCCAGAGAUGGAUCCAGAGACUCUCUCCUGGAGAGCAGCUCGUCGGGCCUGGGCAGACUGGACAGACAGAAGCAGGCAGCGGCCGGGGCCUACUCCAAAUCCUACACACUGGUGUAGCAGAGGCCGCUGGCGUAGCUCGCUGAAGCCUCGGGGAGGGUUAGGGCCACAGACACGUGUACGCAAACCUGACGCCUGCACAGUCAGGUCAGUGGCCGCUCGGGGGCCCCAAGGACCAGGGACACUCUGCAGGGGCCCGAACGGGGUCCUUACAGCACAGGGGUUUGUCGUCUUUCUGCUCAUUUGUUUUUCCACCGUUCUCUUCAUCUCUCCUGCUCUUUUUCUCUGUCAUGCUUCUUUUUGUUUGCCUGGAGUUGACUUGUCAAACUGAACAUAAUUUCUGUCAUUUUGUUUCUCAUUCUUUCUCUCACUCUCUCUCCAUCUCUCUGUUAUCUAUUAAGACACCCCAGAACUUAUGCACGAAAUACUUUCCAUGUGCACUUGUUUUCUUGAAUUCAGAACGGUAGGAUAAAUCAAGUUAUAAGAGAUAGUAGAGUUUCACAUAAAUCUGUCUAGGUGUUUUAGGACAUUUGAAGUGUUUCUUUUCACGUCUCUGAAGGGUUUCGAGGUCAGAGUUCAUCCAGCAGCGCAUUGCCACGGAAAGUGCUUAUGCAUAAACCAACAACCUUGGUGUUGGUCGCUGGCCCUCCAAUGCCAGCCUGGUACAGACUCAGACAGGUAACAGACUGUGGUUUCCUGGUAGAGACUCAAUGAUGUGGGAGUCUUGGGGAUUUCUUUUUCAUGCAAUUAAUGACACAGUAUAGAGUCUUUUAUAGGACAACACGAAACGGAGUGGAAAAAAAUAUCUAUCAGGAGUCGUCUUCACGCGAAUCUGAACAGUAUUUUUUUUUUCAUGUUUGUUUUUCUCUUUUUUUUUUUAUAAACACACACAAAGUCGUGUGCGCUGUAAGAGUGGAGAAUGGAUUCACGGAAGCUUCACGAGCCUGAGUGUGUGGAUGUGUGUAAAUAUAUAUGUAUCCACGUGAUGGACACACCUUCAGUGAACCUCUUUCAUCCGUCUGUAUGCUGACUCCUCGGAAGAUCCUCCUGGCCAUUGGUCACUUGGGAUGGGACUGUGGGAUAAGGACGGCACCGCUGUACAACGCUGGGGCGCCCGUCUCUUCCUUUUGGAGUUUGUUCGGCCGGUGUGAUUCACACUCGUAACCGUUGCCUUGGAUACGACAGGGAAGACGGACUGAGAGGAGAAUAGUGGGGUGGGACUGAACUUAGAGCGGGGGUUGAUUGGCUGCGCAGGUUCUCGUCUUGGACCUCUCUUGUUCUCUCCACCAGAUGGAAGAUGACUCUUCGGCCGUGUCAUUCAUUCUCCUGUAGUGCCAAACAUCCGUUCCUUCAUGCUGUCUACAUAAAGCCCUUCAUGCCAUGUCCAUUCCACCCCUCCACCAUCCAGCCUCCCAUACCCCACACUCCCCUACACCGAUACCCCACCCUCCACCAUCCAGCCUCCCAUACCCCACACUCCCCUACACCGAUACCCCACCCUCCACCAUCCAUCCUCCCAUACCACCGACCCUCCAUACCCCUACCCCCUCCA